Ostreobium quekettii is the source of this 777-nucleotide messenger RNA. NCBI's taxonomy places the organism in Eukaryota, Viridiplantae, Chlorophyta, Ulvophyceae, Bryopsidales, Ostreobiaceae. The record is from the annotation of a GenBank genome assembly.
AUGGGUGGCAGCGCCACGGCGGUGGCCGACGCCGACGCCACGGAGGGCGUGCCGGUGUCGGUGGAAUCAGUGGCGGUGGCCGGGGAGGGGGAGACAGUAGUGGUGAAGAAGAGGGGGACGGCCGAGGGCGUGGUGGUGGACGUCCUCAUCGAAGGCAUGCUCAUGGAAGCCAAGGGCAAAAAUGGUACCGAUCCAGUUGCUGAAGCCAUUGUAGACGCCUUGGCCGAUGGAGAGCUGGAGCCGAUCGUCCGUGGCAUUGCUGAGACAGUGGAACAGCCUUGCCCUCCCAACACUGAGUACGCGGCGUGUCCAGUCCCAAAAGCGGCCGAAGCCUUGGCAAAGGCCUUCAACAUCUCCCAAACUGAGGGAUACGAAGAGGCGUUUGCAGUGCUCACGGCACUUGGCAUGGCUGAGGGUGGCAGAGUUGCAAAGGCGUUUGCCAUCGCUGCUUCCUCGAUCUAUGCUAGGAAUGGCUGCUCGAGUCUCAAGAUCGCAUUGGAAGCUGCAAGAAGCUUUGCUAUAGAGGACGGCAAUGAGCGAUCGUUUGCCAAUGCCCUGGACUUCGACGACGACCUCAUUGGAUGCAUUUAUGGGGUCUGCACCAGCGCAACGUUGCUCGAGUGCUGCAAAAACGACGACACCACAUGCGGAUGCCUCUCGAGCGGCUGCACAUACGAGCUGUGGAAAGAGACGCCCAGGCACAUGUGGCGCUGCCCGAAAUGCGAAGACCCGGGGGUGUGCAUCUGCCCCAGCAAUUUGCCGCAGCAGGCGGGAUGA